AUGAAAAUGGCCGCACCAGCCACUUUAAAAUCAGUAUCAAUAACAACCAAAAAUAAUUAUAUUUGUAGUAUAAAUAGUAAUCAAUGUAAAAAUCAAGAAAAUAUAAAUUCAACAAUAACAAAUAAAUCGGUAGAGCAUCGUAUUUCAAAUUCACAACAAUCAUUAAUAAAAUCAACAAAUAAAAAAGAUAAUAGUUUUAAUCAAAGUCUACCGAAAUUUCGUAUACCUAAAAUAGAAAGGUCAAAUAACAGUAUUUUAUCACCAGAUGCUAAUAAACUAUCUUCAACAGAAAUGAAAAUGGAAACAAAUAUGAAUAUUUCACCACAAGCAUCAUAUACAGAAAUAAAUUCAUUAUCAACUAGUAAAUUGAAUGAUGAAUUUAAUUCUUCACAAGGCAAAAGAAAACUUUCUCUAAAUCAAUAUAAAGAACAUAAACGAUUGAAAUUGAACGACAUGGAAGAAAAUUUUUCGGGUGAUAUUGAUAUGCGUAUAGAUGCAAUGGUAAAUAUGCAGAAUUCACCGCCGAUAGCUAUGGAUGAGAACUCUACAAUCACAUCGGAUAAUCAAUCAGUAGUUAGUCCAAAAAUGGAGAAUAUUAGUAAAGAUAGAGUUAUCAAAAGUAAUCUGAGUGCACCAGGAGUAAAAAAACUAAUAAAAAAAAGACUCAUUUGGGCAGAUGAAAAAAAUCAAGCUCUUGUACAGACAUCAUUUUUUGAAAUAGAUGAUUCCGAAGGAACAGAUGUGCAUACAUUUGCACAUCAAGGUGCAAUGAAUAUAUCUAUAGCACAAAUUGAAAAAUUAUUAGAACGUGAUCUUCGUAAACAACAAAGUUUACAAGAUAUUAAUUCAUUUGAUAAUAUUGAUAAUAAACAAAAUUUACUUCCAUUUCCAACUUUAAUACCUAUUUUAUUGCCUGACACAAUAAUUAAAUCACAAGAACGUCUUGCACAACAAAAACGUGAAAAAAUUGUUUUAAAAACAUUUUGUACAUCUUCAUUUUUAUCUGAUAGACCAGGUGAAUUAAAUAGUGAUCUUCUUGGAAAUAAUACUAUUGUUGAACGUAAUGAACCAAAAUUAAUUCCACUUGAUAAUAAUACUUCAUCAUCUGUAUCAAAUCAAGUAUCAUCUUUAGAUGAUAAUAAUAAUUCAACUUCAACAAAUAUAUCUUUAGCUUCAAUGAGUCCAACAUCAAGUCUUUCACCAUCAUCAUCAUCAUCAUCAUUAGUCGAUAAUAUAUCACCUGAAGUUGCUCGAAUUCUUGCACAAGCAAAAGAAAAUUCAGCAACAGUAACUACAAAUCAUGUUUCAUCAAUAACAGCGGAUACACAAAUUAAUCCAUCAAAUACUAUAACAUCAACAAAUCUACCGUUAGCAUCAAUACAAAAUUUUCUUUCUUCAUUACUUAAUAUCUCACGACCGAAUGAAAUUAAUACAACAAACAUACCACCAACAAAUUCGAUAGUUAAUCUUGUAUCAAAUCCAUCAGUUAAUAUGAAUUUAACAAUUCCUACAAAUUUUUCUAUUAAUCAAUUAUUAGCUAAUGUUCUUCCUUUUAGUACAAUACCAACAACUUUCAAUAAUUCAAUUAUUCAACCAUCAUCGACUAUAUUUAAUACAUCACAAUCAAUACCAAUUACAACAACAAUCAAUUCUAAUAAUAAUUCAACUAUAAAAUCACCAAUAGUUCCUUUUGUUUCUGACCUAGAUCAACAAUUCCCAAGAUUUAACAAUAACAAUAAACAACAAAAUAGAAAUUCUUGUCAAAAUAAUAGAAAAUAUAAUUAUCAGCGACGAUUAUAUAAUAAUAAUAAUAAUGGUCAUAAUUAUUAUCAAAAUCGAAAUAAUAAUAAUAAUCAGGGAAAUAGAUUUCCCUUAAAAUAA
Rotaria sordida is the source of this 1881-nucleotide messenger RNA. Lineage: Eukaryota; Metazoa; Rotifera; Eurotatoria; Philodinida; Philodinidae. The record is from the annotation of a GenBank genome assembly.